AUGUGAAGAGGAAGAGGAACCUGUCUGAGCUGCAGCUGAUAUGAUUCAACGGCUGUUGGGCAUUUUCUGAUCAGUUUUCAGUUAUUUUUUGUGUGAAGGAUGGAGAACAACGGGGACGAAGUCUGCUAUUCUACAGUCAAUAUCAAAAAUAGCAAACCUUCUCCGACAGACACUGAGGAGGAUUCAACUGUUUACUCUGAAGUGAAACAGAAGAAAGCUGCUCCUGCUCAAACCAGUCAAGAGAAAGAGGAAACAGCAGCUCUCUGUGACUCUCGCCUGAUGCUGGUGUGUUUGGGGAUUCUCUGUGUCCUGCUGGUUGUGAGCAUCACCGUCAUCAUCUACAUGAGCAUGAAGACGACCAUGCAGCAGACAGAAAUCAAUAACCUAAUCAAAGAAAAUGAGCGAGUGACUGAGGAAAAUAAAAUGAUGCAGAACAAAAACAAGGAGCUGAGCCGAGAGAGAGAUGACCUGAACAAGACUCUGGGAUUCAUCCUGAAGUUUGACAACUUUCCUGUAAAAGACUACUGUUCUGAUGAAGGGUGUGAACCGUGCCGGACAGAUUGGAUCCUCUUUCAGGAAAAAUGCUACCUGUUUUACGACAAACCGGCUCCUUGGAAGUCCUGGACAGAAAGUCGGACGUUCUGUCAGGACAAACAUGCAGAUUUGGUUGUUAUUGAUGAUCUGGAGGAGCAGAAAUUUGUCAGCAAUCACACCAAACACUACUAUGACAUUCACCACGGAUACUGGAUGGGGUUACAACAUGUUAACAACAACUGGACCUGGGUGGAUGGACGUACAGACACUCUUGGGUUCUGGAUGAAGGAGGCGUUCGGAAAAUCAAGUCCAGUUGCACUUCUGAUCCCAAAGAGAAAUAUCACAGAGAACUGGAACAAAGCAGAUGAGAUGUUUGAGAACAAAUUCAUCUGUGAGCAUGAAGCUGUUAUUUGGUCCUUCUAACUCUUCUCUUAUAAAUUCCAGACGUUUACAUACACUAUAUAAAAACACACAUGCAUUUUUUGUCACGCUGUCUGAUGUGAAAUCAGAAUAAACUUUUCCUCUUUUGGUCUAUAAUGAUUACCAAAAUAUUUUCUACAACUUGAAUAACGAGUGAGAUUUUUUUUUCAGGCAAUCUUCCCUGUAAAGAAUCAAAAAAUAUACUUUAUAGUGUAUGUAAACUUCCGGUUUCAACUGUAAUUAAUUUUGUCAUCAAUUUUUGUUAAAUGUCAUAAAUAAAAACACAAAGCCCUCUCUUAAAUGCUGUUAAAGGAUGGCUGAAGAUUUUUAAACUGUCUCCAUUUCCUAUAUGCUCAUAUGGACAGACUGUUAAAUAACAUCUCAUCAUUUAGUUUUAGAUUAGUUUGAAGUAUUAUUAAUUUAAAGGCCUUAUGGAUCAUUUGUUCUGUUUAUUCAUAGUUUUAGUUACUUAUUGCUGUUUUUAUUUCAUCAUGCAGCAGCAGUAGCUGGAAAUGUUCAGUAAAAGUCCAGACAAAUAUAGAAAUUAAAUUAUUUAUUUCAAAGAGCUCAUUCAUUUAUUUAUUUUUGUUUGUUUUUUACAACGCACAAAAACAACCUGGUUAUCAUUAGUUUUCAUGUAAAUACUCUGCUGUCAAACAUAUUUAACAUAAACUCAAACCAUCAGUUGAUUCAAAGCAUAAUUUAUAAAAUAAAUAUUAAAUCAGAGGCUUAUUUAACUCAAUGUAAUUCAAGGAGAGUCUGUUUUCAGAGAAUGUGUUUUUCAUUUAAUAUGAAUUGAAUGCUUUCAAUAAGCAAAGUUAAUUGAUUUUAUUCAAACUGUUGCAGUCUUAAAUGCAUCAUUUGUGAUUAAACUCAUUGUUGAAAAAGUUCAAUGAAAUCCCUUUGUUUGCA
Molecule: messenger RNA, 1866 nt
Organism: Poecilia latipinna (sailfin molly)
Lineage: Eukaryota; Metazoa; Chordata; Actinopteri; Cyprinodontiformes; Poeciliidae
Product: C-type lectin domain family 12 member B-like
Exons: 7
Coding region: 100-957 (285 amino acids)
Biological process (GO): cellular response to molecule of fungal origin
Molecular function (GO): (1->3)-beta-D-glucan binding
Source: RefSeq, a predicted model, not a curated record